Messenger RNA from Alosa sapidissima (American shad), 1825 nucleotides. RefSeq names its product RAB28, member RAS oncogene family (gene rab28). Gene Ontology annotation, cellular component: endosome; Golgi apparatus. Gene Ontology annotation, molecular function: GTP binding; GTPase activity. Bases 360 to 1025 code for a protein of 221 amino acids. Lineage: Eukaryota; Metazoa; Chordata; Actinopteri; Clupeiformes; Clupeidae. The transcript is spliced from 7 exons. The record is from RefSeq and is a predicted model, not a curated record.
GGACGCGUCACUGGGACUGGUCCAUCUGUAUCCAUCAUGUACGCAUUUGGAUAAUUUCGCCUCAGAAGUUUAUCGCUCAUAGAGUUGACCCUUAUGUUCGAACACAUCUCCUAGUUACACUCACUAACAACCCCAAAAACACAAAUUUUCUACUAAGAGAGACGUGCUAUUAUUUCGUGCAGAUUUCUUGGAACAGUGGUACAAGCCUGGCUGCAGCAAAUAAGUGAAUAUGGCGUCUGGUUGCUUAGCGCUGGCUCAAUCUUAUUAGCUGUGUUGCUUCACUGACCAACCAUCGAAGCAGCUGUUGCUAACUCUAGUUUCAGUAAUACAUUGUCUUAACUAAAUAUAUUUCUAUCAACAUGUCGGACUCCGAGGAAGAGAGUCAAGACCGACAGCUGAAAAUUGUUGUAAUCGGGGACGGAGCGUCUGGAAAGACGUCUCUGGCCACCAGGUUUGCACAGGAGGCCUUUGGGAAGCAGUACAAACAAACGAUAGGCCUGGAUUUCUUUCUGAAGAGAAUAACCUUGCCAGGCAAUCUGAAUGUCACUCUGCAGGUGUGGGACAUUGGCGGCCAGACGAUUGGAGGGAAAAUGCUGGACAAGUAUAUCUACGGUGCUCAGGGGGUGCUGCUGGUGUAUGACAUCACUAAUUACCAGAGCUUUGAGAACUUGGAGGACUGGUUCGGCAUGGUCAAGAAGGGCAGCGAGGAGGCCGAUGUGCAGCCGGUGGUGGCGCUGGUGGGCAAUAAAACUGAUCUGGAGCACAUGCGGACGGUGAAGGUGGACAAGCACCAGCGCUUCUGCCAAGAGAACGGUCUGGUCAGCCAUUUUGUGUCUGCAAAAACGGGGGAUUCUGUAUAUCUGUGUUUCCAGAGAUUGGCAGCAGAAAUUUUAGGUGUGAAGCUCAACAAGGCUGAGAUUGAACAGUCUCAGAGGAUUGUAAAAGCUGAGCUGGUGGACUAUCCCCAGGACGAAGGGCCUAUUCCUCAGGAGUCUACUCAGAGCAAAAUCUGCUCUAUUCAGUAGUGGGAAGUAUGUGCCAACCAAAGCAGCUAGCAACUCCUGUAGCUUCCUGUGUUUGGAGCUAGCAACUCCUGUAGCUUCCUGUGUUUGGAGCUAGCAACUCCUGUAGCUUCCUCAAGCUUCCUGUGUUUGGAGCUAGCAACACCUGUAGGUUCCUCAUUGAUGACCAAUACAAGCUUCUUGUUCGAAUAUACGUUUUAGAUACUGGUCUUUAGUUGUAGCUAUAGUUUGUGUUUCAUUGAGUUCAGGAAAGGAAUGGAAUAAUUAUACUGCCAGGUAGAAAAAAAAUGAGAAUAUGAAUAUAAAUAUUUAUUGAGUUUGGAGUAGUUUUACCAUGGCCUUUAAGUAUAGUUGAUUCCAGUAAGCAGUCUGUGUCAGCACUUUUUCAUUUACCCAUUUGAGUUGAAACUUAUUUGACACAGACAAAAUUUAAACUAAAAACAUAACAUUCCUCCAACAUGUUCAAUACAUAAAUAUCAGUCUUGCAUACUCCUACACUCAGAAUUAUUUAAUUCAGUCAUCCAAAUGUGCAUAUUGCGUGCUAUUAAGAUCAUGCAACUGGGUGGAGGCAUGUAGACUAUUUGGAUUUAAGUGUUUAGCAUGAUGCGCGUGAGAAGACGGAUGUGGAGGAAGCGGAGGUCUUUACUCCCGUGAGGUAUUGCACACACGCGUGCCACUAAUGGAGGUUUGUAGCAGCAGACUGUGAACACACUGUAUAAACUAUGCGAAGGCACAAGAUGAAUAGUCAAUUAUAGACACAGCUCUCUGAUGCUUUUUCUCCUGUCUCUUUGUCUCUCUUUGUG